AUGGAUUAUCAAGAUCCACCCCCCAACUACUCCACCCUGGAGUUCAAGGAGCCAACCGAAAAUACCAUCGUCCAACCAUCUGGGCCUACUCAGAUUCCCUGGUAUAACCCUCGACGCUGGCCUCUGGUGCGGACAAUAUUCGAUGAAAAGAUCCGUUGGUAUAACCCCGUUGGCUGGACCCGGUGCACCAGAAUCCUCGUCCCACUAUUUAUCCUCGUUAUAUUGAUCGUCACCGUCAUCCCCGUCGAAGUGAUCAAAAACCGAUAUCCCAAGUAUAGGCCGCUGAAGUAUAACCUCGUGGACGAGUACUCCGGUCCGACCUUCUUCGACCAGUUCAACUAUUUCACCGAAGAGGACCCAACAAAGGGUUUCGUCAUCUACGUCAACGAGACAACAGCUACUCAUCUCAACCUCACACACGCAACAGAGUCAUCCGCAAUCCUGCGCGUGGACGCGCAGACCCGCAAUGCAAAGCACGGACGAAACUCCGUGCGUAUCGAGUCGAAGAAAACAUACGAUGAAGGUCUCUUCAUCUUCGAUAUCAUUCACACCCCCUUCGGCUGCGGUACUUGGCCUGCUCUGUGGUUGACAGAUGGAUACAACUGGCCAAAGAAUGGCGAGAUAGACGUUCUUGAAACGACCAAUGAAGGAAGUCAUGGAAAUGAAGUCACUCUUCAUACUACCAAAGGUUGCUCGAUGAAGGAUGUCAAGCGCAAGCAAACUGGACAGAUACUGUCCAAGAAGUGCGAUGACACCAAUGACGGAAAUGCAGGCUGCGGAGUCCUGGGGAAUGCUUCCACCUACGGCGAGGCGAUGAACAACAACGGCGGUGGCAUGUACGCACUCGAAGUGCGUCAAGAAGGUAUUCGAACUUGGUAUUUCAGUCGUGACUCUGUUCCCAACGAUACCAGCCUUGUCGAUCCCAACACAUCGCUCUGGGGAACUGCUUUAGCCGACUUUCCCAGUACCAAGUGUAAUAUUGGUGCUCAUUUCAAGAACCAGAGUAUCAUUGCCAAUAUCGAUUUGUGUGGUGAGCUUGCGGCGCAGACGCAAUACUACGAUACUAUGUACCACUGCCCUGCUACAUGUACAGAGUUUGUGGCGAAGAGCCCGGCAAGCUUUGUCGAUGCUUAUUGGGAGUUCAAAAGUUUUAAGGUCUAUGAGUCUGUGCGAAAGCAGCAGAGUGAUGCCAAAAAACAGGAGGAUGCUAAUAAGAAGGAUGAAAAGGACAGGAAGAAAGCCGAUAAAGCACAAAGUCAACAGGGUAAUGGUGACACGACAACCUAUGUGUAUCACCAUCACCAUCACCAUCACCAUCACAACCACGGUUUGUUCAGCGGUCUGUUUGGGAUCUUUGGGCUGUGA
This is a messenger RNA of Penicillium brevicompactum, 1365 nucleotides long. Its product is annotated as glycoside hydrolase family 16 protein. Bases 1 to 1365 code for a protein of 454 amino acids. Gene Ontology annotation, molecular function: hydrolase activity, hydrolyzing O-glycosyl compounds. The record is from RefSeq and is a predicted model, not a curated record. The transcript has a single exon. NCBI's taxonomy places the organism in Eukaryota, Fungi, Ascomycota, Eurotiomycetes, Eurotiales, Aspergillaceae. Gene Ontology annotation, biological process: glucan catabolic process.